AUGUCUGUCAACAACGAGAAGAUGAUUGAGGAAACUCACAAGGAAACACACAUUGAAGAGAUUAAGCCUCGAGUUGAUUACUCCGGCUCUCACGCAAAGACAGAUGCUGCUGAAAUCAAGCUUGUUCGUAAGCUUGACAUCUGGAUCCUGCCCAUUCUUUGGCUUAUGUAUUGGCUGAAUUUUCUUGAUCGCAAUGCUAUCACUAUUGCAAGGCUUGAUGGUCUUGAAAAGGAGUUGAAAAUCACUGGAGUUCAGUAUCAGACUUGUAUUUCGCUCUUGUUUGUUGGAUAUAUCCUAGGUCAAGUUCCCGCAAACAUGCUCAUAACCAGACUCCGGCCUUCAUUGUUCAUGUGUUUCUGGAUGGGGGCCUGGGCCGUGAUAUUCUACACCAGAAAAGAAGUGGCAACACGAGUUGCUAUCCUUUUCUCUGCGAACAUUUGCGGAACAGCCUUCGCCGGACUUAUUGCUAUUGGCAUUUUCAAAAUGAGCGGCAUAGCCGACCUGAGCGGUUGGAGAUGGAUGUUCAUUCUACAAGGCCUCGUUACCUUUGUUGUGGCCAUUCUGGGUUGCUUCAUUCUUCCUGAUGAACCUCACAACACCCGCUGGCUUUCGGAAGAUGAACGAAAACUCGCCCAUGACAGAGUUGCUAGAGAGACUGUGGAAAGGUAUGAUGGAACGACGACUUGGGCUGGCCUUGUGGAUUGCUGCAAGGACAAAAAGUUGUGGCUUUUCCUCGCUUACGGCCACGUGACUUUCGCGGCAUCAAAUUUCAAAAACUUCUUUCCCACCAUUGUUGCAACCUUGGGGUACAACCGUACCAUCACUCUAGCACUGACCUGCCCUCCGUACUUGCUGGCUGCUGUUGCAUCUGUAGCGUGGUCCUGGAAUUCUGGGCGUAUGAAUGAGAGAUGCUGGCAUAUUACCAUUGCUAAGCUUAUCGGUGUUGUCGGUUUCGUCAUGGCUGCGGCGACCUUGAACACUGCUGCACGUUAUGUUGCCAUCUGCCUCUUCUGCUGUGGUCUUUACAUGCAAGCCGGAAUUGGUCCUGGCUGGGUUGGAGCCACCUUUGGACAAACAAAGGAAAAAAGAGCUGUUGCCCUUGCAAUGUCAAAUACGGUCAACACAAUCGCCCCGAUAUACACCUCCUAUCUGUGGAUCCCAUCCGACGCACCUCGCUACGAUAUUCCCAUGGCAGCUAGUGCUGCCUUCUCCGUGUUGGCAAUUGCAAUGACAUGGGCUAUACGAUAUGCUCUUGUAAGGGAAAAUCGGAAAAUCAAACAAUCGAAUUCUGAAGCGACCAUAUUUCAUGUGUAUUAA
This is a messenger RNA of Exophiala bonariae, 1317 nucleotides long. RefSeq lists its product as uncharacterized. The coding region runs from base 1 to 1317 and encodes 438 amino acids. The transcript is spliced from 5 exons. Gene Ontology annotation, cellular component: membrane. Gene Ontology annotation, molecular function: transmembrane transporter activity. Gene Ontology annotation, biological process: transmembrane transport. The record is from RefSeq and is a predicted model, not a curated record. Lineage: Eukaryota; Fungi; Ascomycota; Eurotiomycetes; Chaetothyriales; Herpotrichiellaceae.